Megachile rotundata (alfalfa leafcutting bee) is the source of this 399-nucleotide messenger RNA. RefSeq names its product ATP synthase F(0) complex subunit k, mitochondrial. The record is from RefSeq and is a predicted model, not a curated record. Lineage: Eukaryota; Metazoa; Arthropoda; Insecta; Hymenoptera; Megachilidae.
UAGUCGCUGGUUUUGAAGAAGAAGAUGUAGAAAGGAACUAAACGCUGAAAGGACUAGCUGUUCGUUUGAAAAGUGACAUUUCUUUUAACUAAAAAAUUAUAUAUUAAACACGUUGAUAGAAGAUAAUGGCAGGCGGAGAGGGUUCAGAACCGAAAUUAACCGGCUUUUCAAAAUAUUAUAACAGCGUUACUGUACAAGGUCGUGCGAAUGUUGCUGGUUCAACAUUCAUCGCCGUGGGUGGUAUAGCUCUAUACUUUUAUUUAAAAUCAAAGUCUAAAAAACCUGCUGCAGAAAAGUGAUCAAAAUACGGAAAGCAAUAGAUACAUUAUGUAAUAAGAAGCUGUAUAUUAUUUUAUUCUAAUUAGAAAUAAACUAAAGAUGGACGUUUCUUAAUUGUCA